Molecule: messenger RNA, 936 nt
Organism: Sitodiplosis mosellana (orange wheat blossom midge)
Lineage: Eukaryota; Metazoa; Arthropoda; Insecta; Diptera; Cecidomyiidae
Product: gustatory receptor for sugar taste 64f-like
Exons: 6
Coding region: 1-936 (311 amino acids)
Biological process (GO): sensory perception of sweet taste; detection of chemical stimulus involved in sensory perception of taste
Cellular component (GO): membrane
Molecular function (GO): sweet taste receptor activity
Source: RefSeq, a predicted model, not a curated record
AUGCCGUGUUCAGGUAUAUCAUCGAAAUCGGCUAAGCAUCUCAAGUUUGAGUGGUUCAAUUUGCGUACAAUGCAUUCGUCGAUUGUGCUGUGCGGCCUGGCGAUAAUGAUUGUCAUAUCAGCGAGAUGGGCAGCAACCAAUCCAAUAUCGAUGUCCAUCUUAGUUGAGCAUACCUUGUGCAUGGUUGUUGGUGUAUUUCGGGUUAGCCUAUGCACGAAUAGUACCAGCGUUGAGGGUUAUCUCAAACAGUCUUGGCCACAAGUCUAUACCAUUGUCAAGUAUGAUAAUGGCGUUCGUGGAAUUCUAUCGGAAUUGCUCAAUUAUUACUGUACAUUUCUAUGGACAUUCAUGGAUAUUUUCAUCAUUUCGAUCAGCAUUUGCUUAUCGACACGUUUUAACCAAUUUAACGAGCACUUGAAGCAAUACAAAGGCAUGAAAAUGCCGAAAGCAUUUUGGUGCAAUCAGAGAGAGAAUUUUACAUCACUUUUAACGAUAAUCACAAAAAUCGAUGAUAGAAUUUCGGUAAUUACUGCAUUUUCAGUAGCAAGUAAUUUGUAUACGAUUUUAGUGCUGUUGCUGCACAGUUUUCAAACACAAGACACAGUAACGGAGAUGGUGUAUUUCUGGUUUACAUUAUUGUUUAUGAUAAGCCGUACUUUGUUGGUUUCACUGACGGCCGCCCGUAUCAAUGAUGAAUCACGGAAACCCGCUCGAAUUAUUCGAGCCAUACCAAAUGAUGCCUACGAUUCGGAAGCAAAUCGUUUUCUCGAGCAAGUUGUGAACACUAAAGUUGGAUUAACCGGAAUGCGUUUCUUUUAUUUUACUCGGCCAUUGAUUCUUUCGGUUGUGGGCACGAUUAUAACUUAUGAAUUAGUUUUGUUACAAUUCUCAAUUUUGACACCAAAAACCAAAGAGAAUCUAUGUAAAGCGUUCUAA